GGUUUUCAGUAGUCCUGCCCCUUAUAGGCAUGACACUAAACAUUCAAAUUCAUUCUUUCAUAGCUCAGACUGACAAAUACCUCAUAAAAAACAUGUCGAACCAAGAACCAAGAAAGACAGACAAUGUAUGCCGGCGCAAGCUGAACAGCAAUGCAGAAGAGCUACAUGUGGAAAACCUGUCUUUAUCUACGCACAGCAUUAAACGAUCCACAGCAAACCCCAAGCAAAAUGAACUGCGUCUGGUCCUGCUGGGCAAAACUGGUGCAGGCAAAAGUGCAUCAGGAAACACAAUCUUGGGAGAAGAGCGUUUUGAUGCUACGGUGAGCAUGGGAUCAGUCACAAAAGAAUGCAAGAUGGAACGCGGAAAAGUCGAGGAAAGAAACCUUGUCCUUGUAGACACACCUGGUCUUUUUGACACUGAUCUCAGUGAUGAGUUACUAAAAGAAGAAUAUAUACAUUGUCUGACUUUGUGUUUACCCGGCCCUCAUGUGUUUCUGCUUGUUAUACCAAUAGACCGUUAUACAGAGGAACAACAGCGGGCUGUGGAAAUAAUUCAACUUAUGUUUCAGCAGGACAUCACAGAUCGCACCAUCAUCAUAUUCUCCCACGCAGAUAAACUUGAAGAGCCCAUUAAGGAGUUUAUUUCAAAGCAAAACCAAAAAGUUCAAGAACUUGUGAAAAUGUUUGGGCAGCGUUAUGUGACUUUAGACAACAAAAAUCCAGCAAAUCGAUGUCAGGUCACUCAUCUCCUGAAGACAGUGGAUGAGUUGCUGGUUCAGUAUGACAACAAGCCCUUCACCAAUAAGGUGACAGAGGUAGUGCUGAAGGCCAAGGCAAAGAUAGAUGAAAGAAGAAUGAUAAAUAUUAGGGCGGAGGUACAAAAAAUAUCUGAUGAUCGUUGGGCUGAGUUCACGGCUGACAUGAAUAAAGACAGGCAGGAUUCAGAGAUAAAAAAGAAGAGUGUACAGAGCAAUAUUUAUCAGAUAGAGUCUGACAUUAAAAAGGAGGAACAGAAUGUAAAACCCAUCACAGAAAAACUGAAACAGUUGCGAACAUCUCUGGAGAUGGAGCAGAUGAACCUCAGAAAACUUGAGGAGGAGGAGAUGGAGAGAGUGGAGCAAGAGCAGAGGGAAAAAAAGAAUUUGGAGACAUGGGUCCUUGAGGAGCAGAUGAUGAGACUGAAUGAGAGCCCUGAUAAGGAUUCAAAUUACAACAAAAUGAUCAUUAAUCUCACUCUUUUACUGUUAGGGAUUGGGAUUGGGUCAUUUGCACCUUAUCUUUUGGGAUUUCUGUACCCUUUCAUUCCAGCUGUAGCAGAAGUUGGAGCAGCAACACAAAUUUUAGCACAGUUGCUAAAUUUGGGAUCUUUUCUUUUGGCGGCCGGUACCAGUCCAUUGAAGUGUAGCAUUCAGUAAUUCACACAAGCUUCUACAGAAUGUGUUUUUUAAAAUAUGGCAAAUAUAAAAAAACAGCAUUUUUAGCUUUAUUGAUAUAUCAGAGCUGAUUGUUGUUUACAGUUUUUCUCAGUUGCUUAAACAACGUGGCGCUAAACGUGAAAAUGAUAAUUGCGCCGGGUUGAAACUAGCAAAAGACACUUGGGUCACGCAUUGCGCAGGGUAUAUUAUAGAGCGCUAUUAGUUUAUGUAUUUUUUAUGAUUUGUUUUGUUUACUUUAUAUUAUAUAUGUAUGU
Misgurnus anguillicaudatus (oriental weatherfish) is the source of this 1690-nucleotide messenger RNA. The record is from RefSeq and is a predicted model, not a curated record. Lineage: Eukaryota; Metazoa; Chordata; Actinopteri; Cypriniformes; Cobitidae.